CAAUUUCCAAGCCACCAAGCAAGCCAAGCGCAACUCCGCACCGCGGUGUGCCCGACCACGUCGGGGCAGCCCCAAUCAAGACAGGCACCCGCCCCCCGGCGCCCGUCCACGUUUCAGGAGAAGUGGUGGACCGUAGGGACACUUAUCCAGCCACCCCAGAUUAGUGAAGGGAGAGCCAUGUUCCUCACGAAAUGCGCCGCCUGCGCCGCCGACUGCACGACAGUAAAAGCGUGCAGCAGGUGCCAGACGGUCUACUGUUCGGUACAAUGCCAGAAGACGCACUGGGAGAGCGGCCACGACAAGCUCUGCAAAAUGAUCAAGAAAAAAGGCGGCGCCGAGCAGCUCUAUGCUGAUAAACAAUAUAAAGCAUCAAUCAAGCUAGCCGUAGAAAAAUGCGCAAAGGACGCCCGGUCGCAAGCUCUACUUAACGCGGCCAAGCAGUUAGGUGAUUUAUCCUUUUGUGACAUGGAAGAGAGGAAGCGCUUCCUGGAGUUAAGUGCGGAGGACGCCGAGAUCGAGGAAGACGAGGUCACUUGUUAUAUUUGUUUGGAUUCAAUACAUAGUGAGACGAAGGAAGGAGUAGUGAGGGGCUGCGGCUGCAAGGGAUCGCAAGGCCAUGCCCAUGUCACGUGCUUAGCGAAACAAGCGCAAUUAUCCGUCGAGGAGGGCGAAACUAUGAAUGCCGACGACAUGUCUGCAAGGUGGAGCAAGUGGACUCGGUGUGGGAUAUGCGAGCAGAACUACCGUAGUCUUGUAUCAUGCGCUCUAGGAUGGGCCUGCUGGCGGACCUACGUCCAAAGACCCAUGGAGGCGCCGGCGAAGCGCGCGGCUCUCACAACAUUAGGAUCUGGACUGAUGGACGGCGACCGGGCUGGAGAAGCGCUGACCGUUUUUCAAGCGCAAUUAAAACAUGCCUACAAGGAACAGGACGAGGAGUCGAUCACGGCGGCCAAGGGGAACUGCGCCAUGUGCCUGUCCAACUUGGGGCGAGACGCCGAGGCGGUCGUGAUUAAUCGGGAGUUGUACGCGCAGAUACGAAAAGCGAGCGGUCUCGAGGACAUCGAUACGUUGGUGGCUGCGUUAACGCUGGCCAAGUCAUUAAGAGCGUUGUCGUCUUUUUCUGAAGCUAGAGCAUUGUUGCGCGAGGUCGUGCCGGUCGCGAUGACAUCACUAGGCGGCGACCACGGCGUGACGUUGGAACUCAACUCGAAUUUCGUCCGGGCCAUGUGCAUGGACCUGAACGCGACGGCGGACCAGUUGAAAGCUGCCGUUGAUUUAGCACAUUCCACUCACGAGGCCGCGUUGCGUCGCUACGGCGACGGCCACGAGCUUACUCACUUGUGUCGCGCGUCGUUGGCCGACGCGCGGGUCGUGGCGCAGAACGCGGGGCUAGAGAGGUAACUUACUAGUAGUCUA
This is a messenger RNA of Pelagomonas calceolata, 1416 nucleotides long. NCBI's taxonomy places the organism in Eukaryota, Pelagophyceae, Pelagomonadales, Pelagomonadaceae. The record is from the annotation of a GenBank genome assembly.